UUCUUCCCCCUUUGUGCACACUUAAUCCUGCUCUUCAGGGACAUGCCUGCUGUAGCCAAAUUAAUGAACAUGAAGGGGCACAAUGGCCUCCUCCCCUGCAGAAUGUGUAAGAUCACUGCAGUGCAUGGCCCAGAAGGGAGGGGAAGCUAUGUACCUCUCAACAGAGCUUGUUUCCCCCUCCAGGAAGGCCAGCAGCCAUCCUAUGACCCCCUCAACCUCCCCCUAUGUGAGCAUGCUUCUAUGCUUCACAAGGCUGAGCAAGUUUUGAAUGCUGCAACCAAUGCAGAGUCAAAUUGCCUUGCUAGGGACUCUGGGAUUAAGGGGGUUAGUAUCUGGAGGCAUCUGGGAAGCAUAGUAUGGCCCACCUCAUUUCCCCUUGACUUCAUGCAUCUCAUCUUCAAGAAUAUUGCCCCCCUCCUCCUUGAACUCUGGAUAGGAGAGCAUCCUCUCUGCAAGGAGGAUGCUGCAUUUGUAAUCCCUGCUCACAUUCAGUCAGCAAUCACAUCACAAGUGGGAGGGACAACCAUACCUGGAGCCUUUGGACGCCAAGUCCUCCAUCUCCUCCUCAAGCAGCAUGAGUUCACUGCAGAGGCAUGGAUGCUGUGGCUCUCCCAGCUGGCUCCUGUGGUAAUGUCAGGAAGAUUCAAAGGGAGAGCUUACUAUACUCACCUGGUAAAGUUCUCCCACUAUGUCACCCAAUGCCUGGCCUUCUCCUACCCUCCAGGCUUCAUAGGUGAACUUCGGAAAGCCUUGGCCAAAUGGGUGGUCAAAUACAAG
Messenger RNA from Dacryopinax primogenitus, 777 nucleotides. RefSeq lists its product as uncharacterized. Lineage: Eukaryota; Fungi; Basidiomycota; Dacrymycetes; Dacrymycetales; Dacrymycetaceae. The annotation marks the transcript as partial. The record is from RefSeq and is a predicted model, not a curated record. The transcript has a single exon.